GCUACUGCAGUGCAAAAGAAGGGUGGGAGAGAGAGAGGAGGAGAGAGAGAGAGAGAAAAACAGAGGGAGAGAGAGAAAGAGAGAGUGGACAAGUGUGAGUGUGUGUGCGUGAGAGAGGCAUUCACAAGCGUGAUUUGCUGCUCUACUCUGGAAUGCAGUUUGUGCCUGCCUCUCUCCUCCUCAGCUCUGGCAGCGUUUCCUUCUUCAUCUUCUUCAACAGCUCCAGUCUGAAGGAUGAUUCCUACCAAAGCGUCCAACCAAAGUAGCCCAUCUUCCUGCUCAUGGAUGGUUAAGAAGACCCAUCACCCUUGGGCUUCUGUCCAGAGGACCUGCCCCAUCUAAAGCAGAGAACCCAGGCAGAGGUAAGAGGGCAAGAGCUUCAGACCUCGUCUUUCAGAGCAAGAGCAAGAGCACAGCGCGAUAAAAAAGGCCUUCACAGCUUAAGCCUCUAAACAGCGGCAGCAUCCUGAGAUAAAUCUGAAGGAUGGAGCAGGAGAUCUCUAAAGUGCAGAGGAAGAUGUCUGACCUGGAGUCAGUUCUUGAGCAGAAGGACGUAGAGCUAAAAGCUUCUGAGACCCAGAGAACCAUCCUGGAGCAGGACCUGGCCACCUACAUCACAGAGUGCAGUAGUCUUAAGCGCAGUCUGGAGCAGGCUCGUAUGGAGGUGUCGCAGGAGGAUGAUAAGGCUCUACAGUUACUUCAUGAUAUCCGUGAGCAGAGCAACAAACUGCAGGAGAUUAAAGAGCAGGAAUACCAUGCCCAGCUGGAGGAGAUGCGGGUGUCCAUUCGCCAACUGGAGGAGAACCUCUCUGCUGCUCGCCGCCGUAGUGAUCUGUACGAGUCUGAGCUGAAGGAGUCACGCCAGACCAGCGAGGACUUGAAGAGGAAGGCAGCAGAUUACCAACAGAAGAUCCAAAAGGCCAAAGAGCAAGGCAAGGUUGAGAUGGAGGAACUCCUUACCAAACUACAGAAGACCAAUGAAGAGCAGCAAACAAAGAUUGAUGAGCUUCAGGACAAGCUUUCCAAGGCAGUGAAGGCGAGCACAGAGGCCACAGAGCUGCUGCAGAAUGUUCGCCUGGCUAAAGAGCGCCUUGAGCGAGAUCUGGAGCGUCUGCAGACGAGAGAGGACUCCACCGACAGUCUGCGUAGACGUCUGCGUGAGACCGAGGAUGGCAGGAAGACCCUGGAGAACCAGGUGAAAAGGCUAGAGAUCGUGGAGCGCAGGGAGACCAAACUGAAGGAAGACAUCCAGACCAAAUCACAGCAGAUCCAACAGAUGGCAGAUAAGAUCAUGGAACUGGAGGAGAGCUUACGUGACAGUCAAGCCACAGCGCAGCGCAUGGAGACUCAUCUGGAGCAGAAUGAAAUUCUGUAUGAGGAUAAGAUCAAGGUUCUGGAGAACCAGAUGAAAGCAGAUAUGGCUAACAAAGACGCCCUGGAAUCUAAGCAGAAAAUGUAUGAGGAAGAAUCUCGAGAGAAAGGAAAACUAAUCAGUGAACAGACGGCGACAAUCAAUGCUAUGGAAUCAAAGAUGACCAGCUUGGAGCAGAGGAUCGCUGAGCUCUCUGAGGCGAACAAGCUGGCAGCCAAUAGCAGUAUCUACACUCAGAAGAACAUGAAAGCCCAAGAGGAAAUGAUAUCUGAACUGAGGCAGCAGAAGUUCUACCUGGAGUCUCAGGCUGGCAAACUAGAGGCCCAGAACGCCAAGCUAGAGGAGCACCUGGAGAAGAUGAGUCAGCAAGAACAAGCCAAUAAGAGUCGUGUGCUAGAGCUGGAGGCCAGACUCAGAGAGAUUGGUCUGGAGCACGAGGAGCAGAAGCUGGAGAUAAAGCGGCAGGUGUCGGAGCUGACGCUGUCACUACAGGAGAGGGAGUCGCAGAUCAGUAGCCUUCAGGCAGCGCGCCAUGCACUGGAGAGCCAGCUGCAGCAGGCCAAGACCGAGCUGGAGGAGACCACCGCAGAGGCUGAGGAGGAGAUUACUGUCCUCCGAGCCCACCGGGACGAAAUCCAGCGAAAGUUUGAUGCCCUGAGGGACAGCUGUGCGGUGAUCACAGACCUGGAGGAGCAGUUGACUACACUAACGCAGGAGAAUGCUGAGCUCAACAGGCAAAACUUCUACCUGUCCAAGCAGUUAGAUGAGGCCACUGACGAGAACGAGGAGAGGCUACAGCUCAGCCAGGAGGUGGACCGCCUUCGCAGGGAAGUGGCUGACCGAGAGAUGCACCUCAACAACCAGAAACAGAACAUAGAAACCCUGAAGACGACGUGCACCAUGUUGGAGGAGCAGGUGCUGGAGCUGGAGACUCUGAAUGAUGAGCUGCUGGAGAAGGAGAGGCAGUGGGAGAGCUGGAGGAGUGCUCUGGAGGAGGAGAAGAACCAGGCCGAGCGCAGAUCCAGAGAUAUACAGAGACAGCUGGACAAUGAGAAACAGAACAGGCUGCGUGCUGAUCAGCGAACUUCAGAGUCUCGUCAGGCCGUUGAGCUGGCGGUGAAGGAGCACAAGGCUGAGAUCCUGGUGCUACAGCAGGCUUUGAAGGAUCAGAAACUGAAAGCUGAAGGCCUCUCUGACACGCUAAGUGAUCUGGAGAAGAAGCAUGCCAUGCUGGAGAUGAAUGCUCGCAGUCUGCAGCAGAAACUGGAGACCGAGCGGGAUCUUAAACAGAGGCUGGUGGACGAGCAAGCAAAGUUGCAGCAGCAGCUGGACAUGCAGAAGAGCCACAUUUUCAGACUGACGCAAGGUUUGCAGGACGCAUUGGAUCAGACUGAUCUACUGAAGACUGAGAGAACAGACCUGGAGUAUCAGCUGGAAAACAUACAGGCGGUGUACUCUCACGAGAAAGUGAAGAUGGAGGGCACCAUCACGCAGCAGACCAAGCUGAUAGACUUCCUGCAGGCCAAGGUAGACCACCCCUCUAAGAAGAAAAAGGGCAUCUUCAGUGGCAGGCGUCGGGAGGACCUGUUGGCGGCGUUGGCUGCCCAGGGCCAGACUCAAGUGCCCACUGUGCCUGUCGUGACCCCUGUGCCCCUACAGUAUAGUGAUAUGAAGGCGGCACUGGAUAAAGAACGUGCUCGCUCUUCUGAACUGGAGGAGGCCCUGCAAAAGACACGCAUGGAGCUCAGAGAGGCCAUGCAGUUUAAUAAAGCCCUAGAACAUGGUGGCACUCCUGCCACCCCGGGUCUGGCCCGGCAGCAGCUCAUGAUGUCUACCAAAUCCAACAAAUCCCCCGAGCAUCAGCCCAACCCACCUAACCUGCCCUCCUCCAACGUCAGCCGCCGAAAGGAGACCAACAACCCUGAUGAAAUAAGGAGAGCCACUUCUGAAAAGUAUGCACGACGUGUGAAGGAAAGACUCCAUCACAGUACCCACGGUACCCACAACACCCCUCACCGCUUCACCCAGGGGCUCAACAUGAGGGCGGCCAAAUGCACCGUGUGUUUGGACAUCGUCCACUUUGGCCGACAGGCUGCUACCUGUAUUGAAUGUCAUGCUUUGUGCCACCCAAAAUGCUCCCCCUACCUGCCAGCUACAUGCGGUGUGCCCACUGAGUAUGCCCUGCACCUGUCUGAGGCUCUGAGUAGAGAAAAGGGCAGUUCCUCUGGCCUCAAAGACUCCAGUGGACACAUGAGACUGGAGGGCUGGAUGAAGCAGCCCAGGAAUGCAAAGCGUGGGCAGGGAUGGGAGAGGAAAUACGUGGUGCUGGAAGGGAAUAAAGUUCUCACCUAUGAGGCCGAGCCCAGAGAAGAGUCAGUGAAACCUGUGGACGAGCUUGACCUUUGUCUUUCGGACGGGGAGAUGAUUGUGCACAGCGCUGUGGGCGGCUCGGAGCUGACCAACACAAGCAAAUCCGAUGUGCCGUUCGUUCUGAAGCUAGAGUCUGUCCCCCAUGCGUCAUGCUGGCCAGCGCAGACUCUGUACCUCAUGUGCUCAGGCUUUCCAGAGAAGCAGCGCUGGGUGGCUGUGUUGGAGGCCAUCGUGGCCAGUGCCCGAGGAGCCCGCGAGAAAGCAGAGGCCGAUGCAAAGUUGCUGGGUAAUUCUCUGCUCAAACUGGAGGGAGACGACAGACUGGACAUCAACUGCACUCUCCCCCUCACUGACCAGAUUGUGUUGGUGGGUUCAGAGGAGGGUCUGUACGCUUUGAACGUCAUUAAGAACUCGCUGACUCACAUCCCAGGCCUUGGUUCUGUGUUCCAAAUCCACAUCAUCAAAGAGCAGGACAAGCUGCUGAUGAUAGUGGGGGACGAAAGGGCACUAUGUCUGGUGGAGAUCAAGAAAGUGAAACAGUCGCUGGCCCAGUCCCACCUCCCAACCCUGCCUGAAAUUGUGCCGUACAUCUUUGAGACUGUCAAGGGCUGUCACCUUUUCGCCGCAGGCAGGAUCGAAAAUAACUCCUGCAUUUGUGCAGCGAUGCCCAAUAAGGUCACAAUCCUGCGCUAUAACGACAAUUUAAGCAAGUUCUGCAUCCGCAAGGAGAUUGAAACCCUGGAGCCAUGUAGCUGUAUUCACUUCACCAGCUACAGCAUCAUCAUCGGCACCAACAAGUUCUAUGAGAUUGAGAUGAAGCAAUAUGUGCUGGAGGAGUUCCUGGAUAAGAAUGACGUGUCUCUGGCUUCUGCUAUGUUAACCACAUCCUCCUACAGCUUCCCCAUCGCCAUCAUGCAGGUGUCCAGCACCCCUCAGAAAGAGGAGUACCUGCUCUGCUUCCACGAGUUUGGAGUGUUUGUGGAUGCUUAUGGCCGCAAAAGCCGCUCAGAUGAACUCAGAUGGAGUCGUCUUCCUCUGACUUUUGCCUUUAGAGAGCCAUACCUGUUUGUGACCUACUUCAACUCGCUGGACGUUAUUGAGCUUCAGGGACAUGCUGCUCUUGGGCCUCCUGCGCUUGCUCACCUGGACAUCCCUAACCCACGCUUCCUGGGCCCAGCCAUCUCAUCAGGUGCCAUCUACCUUGCCUCCUCCUACCAGAAUAAGCUGAGGGUGAUCUGCUGCAAGGGUCACCUGGUGCGGGAGUCGGGCGAGCUGCAGCGGACAGGCUCCAGCAGGAGCAGCCCAAGCAAAUGCGGCCCACCAACUUACAACGAACACAUCUCAAAGCGGCUGGCCUCGGGACCCGGGUCUCAAGACGGUGGUCUACACCGCGAGCCCAGCACGCCGCACCGUUACCGGGAGGGUCGCACAGAGUUCCGCAGAGACAAGUCCCCCGCCAGGCCGCUGGACAGAGAGAAGUCUCCGGGCCGUGCCGUGCUGGACAGCCGCAGGGAGAGGUCGCCGGGGCGGGCGUUUGACGAACGUGAGAGAGACAGGGAGCGAUCACGCCUGCACAAUAGCUCAGUUCGCACCCAACUCACACCCGUCAACAAGGUACGCAUGAAGCACUGCCAUGUUAACUGCGUGUCCUUCUAGGGACAUAGGAAAGGAUUUUUUUUUUCAGGAUUUAAGCUGCCAUACAUCAAUUCAGUCAGUACCUUCUACUGAUCUUGUAAUAGUUUACAGCUCUGUACACACACCUGUGCCUGACUGAGAAUGCUCUUAAGAACCUGUAGUUGUAAGAAAUCAAAACCUGUGACAAAAGAAAACCCAGUUAAACUCCUGGAAAUGUAAUCUCUCUAAUGUAUUAAUUCACUGUGACUUUGGUGAAGCUUCCGUUAGUAACGUUUGUGUUUCUGAGCCUAGCUCUCUUGAGGCGGAGCGGGCAGCCUGCUGAACUGUGUGACCUCUCUGUCCCGGUGCUGGUGUAGGUGUGGGACCAGUCUUCAGUGUGAGAGCGCCGCGGCCAGCUGGAGUAAGAGCCAUCGUCCACUCCCAGCAUGGAUGGACAUGCCACUUUACAGGCAUCUCUUUAAACACAGCUAUUCCAUCAUCCCAUUGCCUGUAAUGUGAGCAAGAACCAUGUUGUAAUUUUUUGUAACUUAGCUGUUGUCCAAAUAUACUUGCACCUAGACGUUUUGCUCACAUACUUGCAUACAAUGCCGGUUUACAAACGAUGAAGGCCCCUGGUUUGUGAAAGACUGUAAACAAUAGAACACACAAUAGUUGUGAAUCCCGUAACUAUAGAAAAAUAAGCUGAAUGCACACCACAUCAUUACUGUAAAUAUAUUGAUUCCAACUUUUCUAGUUAAAAAAAAAAAGGUACAAUAGUUGAAUGACAAAGCCAGGUCUAUUUUUUAUGAAAAAAUGUGUUUGUAUAGAGUUCAAACUAAAGGUUUCCUACAGACAAAGCUGAUGUUUUCACAUUAUCACAGUUAUAUAACAGUUAUCACAGUUUAAGCUUGCUGCUUUUUCAAAACUGUCCAUCAGCUUUUUGGACGGGCAGUUUUGCAAGAGCCUGACAGCAGAUGUAACCGAACUGCACACUGCAUAUACUGAUGCUAAUGUAACUCUUUAAGCUUCUAGAACUUUUUGAAAAAGAGACAGGUCAUGUUCUCGCUACAAGUGUCCUUGUGCUGUUGCAGUAAUCGUAUAGCAUUUUGUUGAAACAGUAUAAACGAACGAUCAUAUUAGCUUUUACUGACACACUGUUGACUGACUCCAAGAAGUCUACUGGGCUCUUCUGGAAACCUUUUCGCUGCUUAGUGUACAGACGUCCUGUUCUGCUGUAUGGUGAAAUUAACGUCCAGUAGCCCUCAGGGUUUGUAUAAGAACUAUUACUGAUUACUGCUUCCUUAUUGUGUAGGAUCACAAGCACAGCCACAGUAUAGCUCCCUAUGCUCCCCCACCUUGUUUAUUUUUAUUUAUUUAUUUAUUUAUUUUUGUCAUCACAGAUUUUAAGCAAAUACUUGAGUGUUCACAUCAAACGCAUGAGUACCUUCUUCCUCAAUUUUGGGAAGCCGUGUCAUGUAUCCACUUGAUAUGGAUUGUUAUACAUAUUGAUGUUUUUUUUCCUUCUUUUUUUUGUAAAUCUGUUAAAGUACAUUAAACACUAUAACGCUA
Messenger RNA from Astyanax mexicanus (Mexican tetra), 6925 nucleotides. Its product is annotated as citron Rho-interacting kinase. Lineage: Eukaryota; Metazoa; Chordata; Actinopteri; Characiformes; Acestrorhamphidae. Gene Ontology annotation, biological process: actomyosin structure organization; peptidyl-threonine phosphorylation. The record is from RefSeq and is a predicted model, not a curated record. The coding region runs from base 485 to 5398 and encodes 1637 amino acids. The transcript has 39 exons. Gene Ontology annotation, molecular function: protein serine/threonine kinase activity. Gene Ontology annotation, cellular component: cytoskeleton; cytoplasm.